Molecule: messenger RNA, 1527 nt
Organism: Cutaneotrichosporon cavernicola
Lineage: Eukaryota; Fungi; Basidiomycota; Tremellomycetes; Trichosporonales; Trichosporonaceae
Exons: 1
Coding region: 1-1527 (508 amino acids)
Molecular function (GO): monooxygenase activity; iron ion binding; oxidoreductase activity, acting on paired donors, with incorporation or reduction of molecular oxygen
Source: RefSeq, a predicted model, not a curated record
AUGUCGAGCACGAACCUCGUCAAGCUCCCCUUCACCCUCACCCCGCUCAUGAGCGUGGUUCUAGCCGUUGCAGCCCUCCUGAUCGGGCUGGCGAUCGAGCUAUCUCGCCGGCGCGCCUCAUACGCCCAUCUGCCGCCCGGCCCCAAGCCACACCCACUUACAGGCAACGUUCAUCCGUCAAAGUAUCCAUGGCGCUCAUUCUACCAACUCUCCAAGACGUACGGCCCAGUUAUUACCGUGUGGGCCGGCACACGGCCACAGGUAAUCCUCAACGACAUGGCUAGUGCGACGUUCUUCCUGGACAAGCACUCGCGGGACACAUCCGACCGCCCCCCGCAUUGGGCCUACAUCUCGAGCGGGAAGCGCAUGGUCCUCCAGCGCCACGGCGAGCGGUGGCGCCGUAUGCGCCGUGCCCUCCACUCUCUCCUGCAACCCGCACAGUCCGCCGAACUCCGCCCAUACCAGGAGAAGGCUGCGCGUGGGGUCGUGCUGGACAUGUUGAACGGCGGUACGUACCAGGACCACAUUUCGACAUAUGCCGCGACGAUCGUCGUGCACAUGGCCUAUGGACGGACGGACAGGGCCCACUACUCGGACCCAGACAUUGCGGGGAUUGUCGAGAACGGUGACCGGCUCGGCCAACUCCUCCGCCCAGGCGAGUACCGGCUCGACGCAUUCCCGUGGCUCCGCUUCGUGCCGGGAUAUAUGAGCAAGAUGAACCGCUGGAACGCCGAGGAGCUUGUCCUCUUCCGGACCGCUCUCGACGGCGUUCGGAACGGACGCAACAACGGUCGCGUGCCCUGCUUCGGCACGUAUUUGCUGGACAGGCAGAAGGAGCUCGAACUGAACUACGACGAGGUCGCUUAUCUCUGUGGCAGCGUAUUUGGCGCUGGGUCCGACACGAGUAGCGCCGCCAUCCAGAUCGUGAUCAUGGCUGCGGCUACACAUCCGGAAUGGCAGGCUCGCGUCCAGGCCGAACUGGACAGCGUGACGGGUGACCAACCGCCUGGAUUCGAUGAUCUCGACCAGGACUCGGUGCCACUCCUCCACGCCUUUAUUGCAGAGAGUGUUCGCUGGCGCCCCGUCUCGGCUGGCGGGUUCACCCACCGCACGACAGCGCCAGUCGUGUAUGGCGAAUACGUCGUGCCCUCCGGUACCCUCAUCACCGGUAACCACUGGGCGAUCCACCGAGACGAGGGAUACUAUGGUCCCAACGUUGAGGAAUUCAAACCCGAACGUUGGCUCAAGGACGGCGAGUUCAACAAGUCGAUGAAGCACGUGCAGUACGGCUUUGGCCGACGAGUCUGUCCCGGUCAACACGUCGCGAACAACAGCGUGCUCAUCAACUCGGCGCUGCUUCUCUGGGCGUUCAACAUCACUGAAUCCCUGGACAAGAAUGGCAAGCCGAUCCCGAUCGACACCCUGGCAUUCACCAACACGGCCAACUCUCACCCUCUCAAGUUUGACGUCAAGUUCACGCCGCGCCACGCGCAUCUUGCAGACCUCGUCCGCGGCGACUACCUCUAG